AUGGAUUCUACCCUGGACCUCACCACGCUCCACGCCCUGUCCCACGAGGUCAUCUCCAAGCAGGCCACCAUCAACAUCGGUACCAUUGGUCACGUCGCUCACGGUAAAUCCACCGUCGUCAAGGCCAUCUCGGGUGUCCAGACCGUUCGUUUCAAGAACGAGUUGGAGCGUAACAUUACCAUCAAGCUCGGAUAUGCCAACGCCAAGAUCUACAAGUGCCAGAACGAGGCUUGCCCUCGCCCUGGAUGCUACAAGUCGUACCGCAGCAGCAUGGAGGAUCAUCCCAAGUGCGAGCGCUUCGGAUGCGGUGGCACCAUGAAGUUGGAGAGACACGUCUCCUUCGUCGAUUGCCCUGGACACGAUAUUCUCAUGGCUACCAUGUUGAACGGUGCCGCUGUCAUGGACGCCGCCUUGUUGUUGGUUGCUGCCAACGAAUCCUGCCCCCAGCCCCAGACCAGUGAACAUUUGGCCGCUAUUGAGAUUAUGAAGUUGGAGCACAUCAUCAUCUUGCAGAACAAGGUCGAUUUGAUCAAGGAGUCUGCCGCACAGGAACAUUACCAGAGCAUCUUGCAGUUCGUUAAGGGAACCAUUGCCGACUCUGCCCCCAUUGUCCCCAUCUCUGCUCAGCUCAAGUACAACAUCGACGCCGUCAACGAAUACAUUGUCAAGCGCAUCCCUAUCCCCGUCCGUGACUUCACCUCUGACCCCCGCCUCAUUGUCAUUCGUUCCUUCGAUGUCAACAAGCCCGGUGCUGAGGUCGACAGCUUGACUGGAGGUAUUGCCGGAGGUUCCAUUCUCAGCGGAGUCUUGCGCCUUGGUGAUGAGAUUGAGAUCCGUCCCGGUAUUGUUACCAAGGAUAACGAGGGCAAGAUCAAGUGCAGACCCAUCUUCUCGCGCAUUGUGUCGCUGUUGGCCGAGAACAAUGAGCUCAAGUUUGCUGUUCCUGGUGGUUUGAUUGGUGUGGGUACCAAGAUUGAUCCUACCUUGUGCCGUGCCGAUCGUUUGGUCGGACAGGUCUUGGGAUCUGUUGGAAAGUUGCCUGAUGUCUACUCUGAACUCGAGAUCAACUACUUCUUGCUCCGUCGUCUCUUGGGAGUCAAGACCGAUGACAAGAAGCAGGCCAAGGUCACCAAGCUGACCAAGAACGAGGUUCUCAUGGUCAACAUUGGUUCCACCUCCACCGGAGGCCGUGUCAUCCAGGUCAAGAACGAUAUCGCCAAGAUUGCCCUCACCGGUCUUGCAUGCUCAGAGGCUGGCGCCAACGUUGCCUUGUCCCGUCGUAUCGCUAACCACUGGCGUUUGAUUGGAUGGGGUAAGAUCACCCGCGGUUCCUCUGUCCCCAUCUAA
Molecule: messenger RNA, 1347 nt
Organism: Linnemannia hyalina
Lineage: Eukaryota; Fungi; Mortierellomycota; Mortierellomycetes; Mortierellales; Mortierellaceae
Source: the annotation of a GenBank genome assembly